Messenger RNA from Oryza sativa Japonica Group (Japanese rice), 4454 nucleotides. RefSeq names its product disease resistance protein RGA5-like. NCBI's taxonomy places the organism in Eukaryota, Viridiplantae, Streptophyta, Magnoliopsida, Poales, Poaceae. Gene Ontology annotation, biological process: regulation of DNA-templated transcription; defense response to other organism. Gene Ontology annotation, molecular function: DNA binding; ADP binding. The record is from RefSeq and is a predicted model, not a curated record.
UUUGCACCAGUGUAUGUCCUGCGGCCGCCUCAAUCGUUGAUGCUAUUGUGAUCAGAAGCCAUCCAACUUCAGUUGUAACUGUCGUGUUUCCUCUGAUUAGUUCAUACAGCAUCUGUUAGUAAAUCACUUGGUAUUCCUGCAGUGAUUAACACAUAUGCACUUAUAAUCUGUCUAACUUCAGAGAAAAUAUAAGCUAUGGAGGCUCCGACCUGUGGUUUGUGGGGCGCCGUGUUGAACCUCCCCGGGAGGCUCGACGGGGUCCUCCUUCGCCAUGGCAGCAUUCUUCCCAAGGGUGCCGAGGAGGAGAUACCGCUCAUCAAGCGAGAUCUCCAUCUUAUGAUCUCCAUACUCAAUGGCUAUUACAGCGAGUCGCCGGAGCUGGAGGAUGCCACGGCGACGACGGUGGCGAGGAGGAGGUGCUGGACGAAGGAGGUGCGCGAGCUGUCCUACGACAUCGAGGACUGCAUCGACCACUACGAGCACGCUGCCACCGCCGGUUCAGCGGGCGGUCGAACCGCCAGCGGCGGGAUUCCUCCUCGCCGUAAGAUCACCAGGCGGCGGUGGCAGCGUACGACUCCUCUCUGGAUUCCAGAGAGGCUGAAGCAGCGGUUAUGGAUGGCUAACAAGAUCAGAGAAUUCAGCCUACGUGCCCAGGACGCGCUCAAACGCCAUGCCAUGUUCUGCAGCAGCGUCGGUGGCAAUGGCAUAGCCACCAGUACUGCUUCUUCCUCUACUGCCGCUACAGGUGACGCAUCGUCUUCUUCUUCUACCAUAUGUUGGCACACCACGCGGUUCAGGGAACGCGACUUCUGCGUCCCUCAUGUCGGUAUCAACGUCGCCAUGAACAAGCUCGAAGACUGGCUCACUGCGUGUGAUGAUGAAGAUCAGAAGAGGCUGAGGGUGGUGUCCAUUGUAGGAGUCGGAGGAAUAGGCAAGACCACGCUCGCCAACGAGCUGUACCGCAAGCUUCGGCGGCAGUUCGAAUGCUGGGCAUUUGUGCGUUCCUCCCAGAAGCCUGAUGUAAGGAGGAUUCUCAUCAGCAUCCUCUCACAGCUGCGCUUGCAGCAGCCACCUGAAAGUUGGAAGGUUCAUAGCCUAAUUUCCAGUAUUAGGGCGCAUCUGCAGGAUAAGAGGUACUUGAUCAUAGUUGAUGAUAUAUGUUUUAUAUCAACAUGGGAUAUUAUUAAGUGUGCUUUACCAGAUGGUACAAGUAGCAGCAGAGUACUAACAACGACACAAUAUGAUGAUCUAGCAGUCCAAUCAUGUGGUUAUGACACCAAGUAUGUUUUCAAGAUGAAAUCUCUUUCUCAACACGACUCAAGAUAUUUAUUUUUCAAUACAGUUUCUGGCAGUCGCUUUAUUUAUUCUCCAGGAUCCACUGAAGUUUCAGAUGAUAUUAUAAGGAAAUGUGGUAGUUUGCCACUAGCUAUUGUAUCUAUUACCAGUAUUCUAGAGAAGUCGAGGAAAAUGGAGCAAUGGGGUUAUGUAAACAAAUCCUUAGGCUACAAUUUGAUGAAAAACCCUACCUUGGAGGGGAUAAAACAAGUGUUGGACCUUAGUUACAAUAAUCUUUCUGAGCAUUUGAAGCCAUGUGUGCUGUAUCUUAGUAUAUAUCAAGAGGACUACUUAAUUUGUAAGGAUGAUUUGGUGAAUCAAUGGUUGGCUGAAGGGCUUAUCUGUGCAACAAAAGAUCACACUAAGGAAGAAAUUUCAGAGGCCUGUUUUGGUGAGCUUGUCAGUAGUAAAAUGAUCCAACCAGUACAUAUUGAUGGCAAUGGUGACGUUAUGUCCUUCGUUAUUCAACAUAUGGUACUCAAUUUUAUUAGUUACAAGUCUAUAGAAGAGAACUUCGUCACUGUAAUACAUCAUUCUCAGACAGCUACCAAACUUUCUGACAAGGUUCGUCGAUUGUCUCUUCACUUUGGUAAUGUUAAAGAUGCAAAGUUACCAAUAAAUAUGAGACUUUCACAAGUUCGAACACUUGCCUUCUUUGGGGCCUACAAGUAUUGGUGGCGUUCAAUCAAAGAUCAAUUCCCACUUCUCCAAGUUCUUAUCCUUCAUUUUUGGCAUGAUGAGGAUAUUAUCAGUUUUGACCUCACUAUAAUUUCACAGCUUUUUCGACUGAAAUAUUUAAAGAUCACAUCUGAUGUUACUUUAGAACUGCAAACCAAGACAAGAGGCCUGCAAUGUUUGGAAACACUUAAGAUAGAUGCAAGAAUAAGUACAGCUCCAUUAGACACAACUCAUUUGUCGGGUUUACUCCAUCUGAGUCUUCCUGCUGAUACAAACUUGGCCAAUGGAAUUGGCCACAUGACAUCGCUUCACACAUUUGGGUAUUUUGAUCUCAGCUAUAACUCUGUAGAGAACGUGCUUAGCCUUGGCAAGCUGACCAAUCUCCGAAAUCUUCAGCUCACUUGUUCCACCAUACGACCUAACAGUCUGGAGAUUAAAUUGCAGUGCCUGGGUUUCAUUCUUCAAAAACUCAGCAACCUCAAGUCUGUAACUAUGUCAACUGCAGGCUCCUCUUGUGUAAAUUCUACUGAUGCGAGUUCUGCAAACGUUAGCGUUAGAAUUUCUGGUGAUGGCUUGAGCAGCAUGUCCUCUCCCCCGGCACUUGUUGAGAGGCUUGAGUUGUUGCCACGAAUUUGCAUAUUCUCCUACCUCCCGAAGUGGAUCAGUCUACUCAGCAAGCUCCGUAUUUUGAAGAUUGGGGUAAGGGAACUAGUGAGAAAUGAUAUUGAUGUUCUCAUGGGAUUGCGUGCUCUCACUGAUCUCUCGCUACAUGUCCACACCAAGCCUACAGAAAUUAUUUUCUUUGGCGGUAUAGGAUUCAAGGCUCUCAAGUACUUAAAGAUCAAUUGCUGUGUAGCUUGGUUGAAAUUUGAUAUGGGUGCAAUGCAUAGUCUCUAUAAGCUCAAGCUUGGUUAUAAUGUCGAUGGAGUUGAUCAAGAAAGUACGAUACCAGUUGGCAUUCAGUACUUAUAUGGCCUCAAAGAGAUCUCCGUAAAAAUUGGUGGUGCUGAUCCUGAGAAAUACGACAGAAGGGCUGAAGAGUUGGCGUUCAUGAUCGACUCAGGUCUGCAUGACAGAUGCAUGAGCAUCACUUUACAAUGCGUGAGGCAGAUGUUUGAUUUCAACGAAGAUAAGAGUAGCCUGACACAUGAAGAACAAAGGAAAUUGAAACAACAGGAGAUCCUGGAGGAUGACUCUGACGAAGAAUAUGACGAAAUUAUUCAGGACUCUGGGGAGCAAGAAGUGAAACAGUCAACCUUAUCUGAAUGGGACAUUGUGCACCUGUUGAGAAACAAGCUGAACAACCAGCAGGAUGGCACGACGUGCCAUUUCCCCGUUGUCGCCUCCUACUAUGUUGACACGUGUCAGCUCACAGCUAUGGGUGCCGGGGCUGGGGAGCCGUGGUUCUACUUCCGCCACCAUGAGAGAUGGAUGCACCGGAUGGACCGGAGCACACCAUCAGGGUAUUGGAAGACCGCAGGCAAAGCCAGUUUCGUGUACUCUGCAGAUAGACAUCCCGUCGGAUUGAAGAAGAGCAUGUUGUUCUACCGCGGCCCCGAGCCGUCGGGGCGCAAAACCAAGUGGAAGAUCGACGAGUUUUGGGCACUUGACAACGCCGCCAAUGGGUCUGGGGAGCUUUUGGCGCAGUUGUGCCGCUCACGGCAAAACGUUGGUCUCAUGCCGAGGUUCCCUCUCAGCUUGUGUCGGCUGUACAGUACAAAAUCGAGCUCAGAGCGCCAUGUCCUAGCCACCAGUAGCGAUGAAAUCUCCGAGGACGAAUCCGACUAGAUGAGCGUGCUGGAGCUAGCCUUGACGGCGCGGUUGUUCUAGAACUGCCAUUUGCAUGGUUUAGAGGAACAUUUCACUCGUAUUACAGGAUUUAUUUUUUUUAGAUCCAGGGCAAGGGCCCCCAUUUUCAUUACUAGAAAUGAACAAAGCUACAAGGUUCGAGUGAAAGCACCAAAAGAGGAAUGGUUUUGUAGCAUAACAGAUAGAGGCGGCAGCACACCAGCUGCAAAUGUCUAACUAGGAUAGACAAAAGCCGAAGAAGAGCACCACUUUCAAGCACAAAAGCCUAAAGCAGAAACGCCAGCGCACACAGUCAAGAUAGCAGCAGCAAACUUCAGCGCCAUCAUUUCUUCACUAUCCUAUUCUUCUGGCAUCAGCUCGCCACCUAAACUUGGAGUUGAAGAUGUCACUUGCCACUUGUCUUAUGAGCUUGGCACCCAAGAGCAGCCUUCUUUGAUCUGUCUCCGAUUUCUGCAAAACAGCCCAAGUUUAUAACCAACUAGGAAGUUGGUCCGCGCGCAUGCACGGGCACUUAUAUUAUUGAAAGGUAAAAUUAUUGUUUGUUCAAAAAAUUUGUCUAAUAGAUUAAGGGCAAACUAAAGAUUGGAUAAUGUUAUUUAAUAAUAAUUUAAGGGUCUAUUUUUCUUAAGGUA